Messenger RNA from Anopheles marshallii, 3093 nucleotides. RefSeq names its product rho GTPase-activating protein Graf (gene Graf). Bases 1 to 3093 code for a protein of 1030 amino acids. Lineage: Eukaryota; Metazoa; Arthropoda; Insecta; Diptera; Culicidae. The record is from RefSeq and is a predicted model, not a curated record. Gene Ontology annotation, molecular function: GTPase activator activity; protein binding. Gene Ontology annotation, cellular component: cytoplasm. The transcript is spliced from 17 exons. Gene Ontology annotation, biological process: signal transduction.
AUGGGAUUGAAGAAAUCUCCAAAGCAAGCCAAGAAAACAAAAGUUUACAUCUACAACGCUAGCAAAACAACUACAGGUAGUACCCGAUAUACGUAUCGAAAAAAAAUGGUAAAGUUACAGCCCCUGGAAUUCAUCGACUGUUUGAUAGACAGUCCAGAUUUUCGUGAAAAUCUAAACAAACAUGAGAAAGAAUUGGAAAAAACGAGUCAGCAAAUUAAACGCAUAAUCAAGGAAAUUAAAGACUUGUUAGCUGCUGCGAAAAGUCUUUCACGUGCGCAGCGAACAUUGUCCAAAAGUUUGAAUGAAUUCAAUUUUGAAUGCAUAGGCUCUACGCAGACCGAUGAUGAACAAGUUAUAGCGGAAAGUUUAAAACAGUUUAGCAAAUUAAUAUCUUCAAUUGAAGAAGAACGCGAUAAUAUGCUUGAUCGUGCUCAUGAACAGAUUUUAUUGCCCUUGGAAGAAUUUCGAAAAGUCCAUAUUGGUGGUGUGAAGGAAAACAAAAAGAAAUAUGACAAAAAAACGGCUAAAUUUUGUCAAGCUCAGGAAAGGUUCCUCAAUAUGUCUUCAAAGAAAUCUUCUCCAGCAGUGAUUGAGGCAGAUGCGUCGUUAGGAAUGUUGGAAAGGGAAUAUCUUAGAGAAUCCUUGAGCUACGUUUUGCGUAUACAGGAGGUCCAGGAACGUAUAAAAUUUGAGUUUGUGGAAAUCGUAUUGAGAUUCAUAUCUGAUUGGCUUGUUUUUUAUCACUUGGGACACGAAGUUGCUGAGGAUGCUAAGGAUUAUUUAUCAGAUCUGCAACUCAAAGUUCAGAAGACUCGCGAAAAUUUUGACGAAACCCGACAAAAAGCGCAGGAAUUGAAAAAUAAAUACAUGGACAGUAAAUUAAAGCCCGAAAGUGAAUACACUAAGCAAGGAUAUCUUUAUUUAAUGGAAAAAAAAUUCACUGUGGUUACAUGGUCGAAAUUUUACUGCACUUACAAGAAACAAACCAAGGAAUUUUCUAUGUUACAGUACAAUCAAAUGUCUGGACGCACGCAACAAACAAAUCCUGAAACAUUCACAUUAGCAUCAUGUACAAAAAAAAUAACGGAAUUUGAAAAACGUUAUUGUUUUGAUGUAAUUUUCAAUGAAAGAACUUCAAUUACAUACACUUUCCAAGCACUAAGUGAAGACGAUAUUAAAGCUUGGAUAGAUGCAAUGGAUGGUAAAGAAUCGACCAACCUUACUUUAUUAACAAAACAUAAUGAAGACGGCACGCUUGACGAUGAUGGAUUCGCUUUUAUUAAAAAGUGCAUAGAGUUACUGGAAAGACGAGGACUGGAAGAAGAGGGAUUAUAUCGUAUUGGUGGUGUUAGCACUAAAGUAACGAAAUUGUUACAAAUGGGAUUAGAUCGGAAAAAGACUCAAAAAGAUCGUCUUAGCUUUUUCGACGACGAGCAUAUGGGUUAUAAUGAUAUUUUAGAGAGCAAAACAAUAGCAAGUGCUCUUAAACAGUAUCUUCGGAAUUUAAACGAGCCACUUAUGACGUUUCGAUUACAUCAUGCCUUCAUAACAGCAGCCAAACAAGAGACACGUUUGCAACGAAUUAAUGAUGUGCAUCAAUUGGUAUACAAACUACCCAAAAAUCGGUUGGAUAUGCUGGGAAUGGUUAUUCGACACUUAAAAACUGUAUCGUCAAAGAGCGAUAGAAAUAAAAUGUCAGUGUUUAAUUUAGGUGUUGUGUUUGGUCCUACUUUAUUGCGAGCUGCUGAAGAAACUGUUGCUGCAAUACUUGAUAUAAAGUUCAAUAACGUAAUCAUCGAAAUUUUAAUUGAAAAUUAUGACAAAAUUUUUAAAAAUUUACCUUCUACAUCAAAGGGCAGCAGUACUGGUGAUUCUUAUAUAUCACAAUCCAAUAAAAGCCCAUUAUUUCAACGACCGGAUAGCAGCAGUAGUGGUGCUGUGGAAAGUGCAACAGGAGGGUCAAUAUCAACAGGGAUAAAUCUUAAUUACCCUAAGGACCGCACCAUACAUUCUAUCUACGCACAAACGCAACCUGUAGUUCGUGUUGUUGCCAAGUCGAAUUAUACUGAGCCAAUUAUGUCCUCAAGUUUACAACACAUACCUAAUGGUAUACAGUCAUUAUACAGCAAAGGCACUAAUCAUUAUCCGACUUAUGAAGCCAAACCAACAAUUAUAUCUUCGAUUAUUAGCGAAUCUACCCCUGCUUCGUUGAUUAUUAGAGACCAAAAUAAUCAACAGCACUUGAAAUCUACUAUUGAUCCGUCAUCAAGUCACUACCAUGGAACACAUUAUACUGUAGACAAAGUCUCUGCUGGAUAUCAAAAUUUGUCUGCUGGUAGUGCUCUUGGUGGAUGUUAUCCUUCACAAAACCAAUCUACCGCAUCGUUUUCACAUAACUCUUCGUUAUCUGGAAUGAAUAGUAUGACAAACUGUGACGCUACGAUUCCACACGGAGUUUAUGAUCGUGUAAUUACUUUAGGCAAUAGCGAUUCCAAUCUCGCUAUUUCUCGUAAAGAGUUAUCAACAUAUGAAAAAAUUAACUCCACAAGCAGUUCGGCAGAAUCGGUAUGCUCUUCACCGGGAGGUAUUAUUGCUAGUAGCGUCUUCUGUACUUUAAGAAGCCCUCGUGGUAACUGGGCUAAUAAUGCUGCUAUUGGCAACAAAAAUGUUGCAAAAUACGAUAGUUGUGGAACUAACAAUAAUAUCCGCACAGUCGUUUCACCGUUAACAACUACGGUGCAUGUUGAAGAGUCUGACAAUUCAGCUAGCCCUAGUUAUGGUAGGCCAAAGAAAACUCAGCGUAUUAAAGACUUUGGCCGAAAUCGCCAGUUACCGCCAGUUCAGCAACAGCUAUCGUUAGCUCAACAGCAGUAUUUGCAGCAAAACCCAGGAAAACAAUCAUUAACAGUACGAGAAGAUAUACGAGUACGUACAUUAUACGCUUGUUUAGCAGAAAACGAUGGAGAAUUAUCAUUUGAACCAAACCAAAUCAUAACUAAUGUGCGUCGAUCAAAUGAACCAGGGUGGUUAGAAGGUACGCUUAAUGGAAAGUCUGGAUUGAUACCAGAGAAUUAUGUAGAAAUGUUGAAAUAA